Epinephelus moara (kelp grouper) is the source of this 3034-nucleotide messenger RNA. RefSeq names its product FKBP prolyl isomerase 9 (gene fkbp9). NCBI's taxonomy places the organism in Eukaryota, Metazoa, Chordata, Actinopteri, Perciformes, Serranidae. The record is from RefSeq and is a predicted model, not a curated record. The coding region runs from base 117 to 1817 and encodes 566 amino acids. The transcript has 10 exons. Gene Ontology annotation, molecular function: peptidyl-prolyl cis-trans isomerase activity; calcium ion binding.
UCUUAUCCAAGUCUGAGUAGAGGAAAUCAAAGUACCGGAGAACAGGGAGGCAGCACACACUCACAUAGGCCGUACCUCAGUUAUCUCCAUCGUCUGAAGGUUUGUCAGCAGAGAAAAUGAACCAGUGUUUGCAGGGGAUGCUGUUUCUGUCGGUUCUGGUGGCGUUCGCCGCCUGCAACGCUCCUCCGGUACCGUUAGACGACAUCCUCAUUGAGAAAACUUUCGUGCCAGAGGAGUGUGUGCGCGCAGUCAAAGUGGGGGAUUAUGUCAGGUAUCACUACAACGGCGUGUUUCCGGACGGCAAGAAGUUCGACUCGAGUUACGACCGUGGCAGCACCUACAACGUGUUUGUGGGCAAGAAGCAGCUGAUCGAAGGGAUGGACAAAGCUCUGGUGGGGAUGUGUGUCAACGAGAGACGCCUGGUCAAGAUCCCACCUCACCUCGCAUACGGAAAAAAGGGAUACGGUGACAUCAUCCCCCCUGACUCCAUCCUCCACUUUGAUGUCCUGCUCCUUGACGUGUGGAACCCAGAGGAUGGCGUCCAGAUCAAAACCUACCACACCCCCCCCACCUGCUCCAGAAAAGUGGAGGUGUCUGACUACGUUCGCUACCACUAUAACGGCACACUGCUGGACGGGACACUGUUUGAUUCCAGCCACACCCGCAUGCGUACCUAUGACACAUACGUUGGGAUCGGGUGGCUGAUCGCUGGUAUGGAUCAGGGCCUUCUGGGGAUGUGUGUUGGAGAGAGACGCAUCAUCACUAUGCCACCAUCACUUGGAUAUGGAGAGAAUGGAGACGGUAGCGACAUCCCAGGACAGGCAUCUCUUGUGUUUGAUGUCGUACUUCUGGACCUCCACAACCCCAGAGAUGGGAUCACAGUGACCAAUCAGGUGGUGCCCGAGCCCUGCACGAGGAAGACCGUCGCUGGAGACUUUGUACGCUACCACUACAACGGCAGCCUCCUUGAUGGAACAUUUUUUGAUUCCAGCUACUCUCGUAAUCGCACCUAUGACACCUAUGUGGGACAAGGCUACGUGAUUGCCGGCAUGGAUGAAGGUCUGAUUGGAGUCUGUGUCGGAGAGAGGCGCACCGUCAUCAUCCCCCCACAUCUCGGCUAUGGAGAGGAGGGCACAGGCUCUAAGAUCCCUGGCUCAGCUGUGCUGGUGUUUGAUGUUCACAUCAUCGACUUCCACAACCCAUCAGACAGCACUGUGGUGACCGUAAUUCACAUGCCAGACAGGUGUGAUAAGCAAACCAAGAAGGGAGACUUUGUCAAGUAUCACUACAAUGCCUCUCUGAUGGACGGCUCAUCCAUCGACUCUACGUAUAAUUAUGGAAAGACAUACAACAUCGUCCUGGGAGCCAACCAGAUAGUCCCAGGGAUGGAGGAUGGACUGAUGGACAUGUGUGUAGGAGAGAAAAGACACCUUGUUAUUCCUCCUCACCUGGGCUAUGGGGAGAGAGGAGUCACUGGGGAAGUUCCAGGGAGUGCUGUGCUGGUGUUUGACAUCGAGCUUGUAGAGAUGGAGGAAGGACUCCCUGAAGGCUACAUGUUCAUCUGGAAUGAGGAUGUAUCACCCGACCUCUUCACUGAGAUGGACACAGAUAAGGACAAGCAGGUGGAGCCCUCUGAGUUUACUGACUACAUCAUGAAGCAGGUGAGCGAGGGUAAAGGCCGCCUGGCUCCCGGCUUCGAUCCUUAUCGCAUCAUCGAAAACAUGUUCUCCAACCAGGACCGUAAUGGAGACGGAAAGAUCACAGAGGCAGAGUUCAAACUAAAAGCAGACGAAGCCACCACUCACGAUGAGCUAUGACGGGGCUGAGUGUAAAACUCAGAUCAGGGUGAAGGCUGAAGGGUCAGACAGCGGGGUUGUUAUACAUAUGUGGGUGGUAGAGUAGAAAAUGAUGGGGUUGUGUGUGUAAAGUGAGUGGGUGUGAAGCGAGAGAGAUUUUGUUUUAUUUUUAUUUUGAAGAUUUAGAUGAUGGUCAAAGGGCGUCUUGUCCUUUAGAGAGAUAGUUCAUAUUUUUUGAAGUGGGGUUGUAUGAGGCACCUAUCCAUAGUUAGUGUGUUACAUAGAGUAGCUGUCAGUGGGCACGCUCCCAGUUUGGAGAAGCAGACAGGGAUACCCCUCAUAUGUCCCUCAUACAACCCCACUUCAAAAAAACCUGAACUAUGCCUUUAGGAGCCAAAUGAGUCUGAGAAGAAGAAAGAGGGCGAUUUAGGAGUGAGAUUAUAUUGAGAUCUAAAUACUGGGAAGAAAACAGGGUCUAAGAUGACAGCGAAUGACCUUUUUUUUACCUCCUCUCCCAUCAAGUUGUUGUCUUGUUUUAUGUGACUUUUUUUAUUUGAAGGGUACAAAAGCACUCAUGUGUGUAAGAACAAAUUAAUGCCUCACUCCACCAUCUCUUUAUUCAUCACUCCCUCGUGACAUUUAUUGUUGUUAACAUUUUGUGGUUGUUUUCUUUUCACUGGGUAUCAGCUCAUCUCUGAAAUAUCUGACAGUCUUCCAGGAGCAAUGAGUCGGCCAUCAUUCACUGUCAUAUGCUGUGAUAGAGGGAAGUUGUUUCUGAGAGUUACAACUUGUGUAUUGAUUUAAAAAAAAGUGAUUAUUUUAAGUGAGACCUUCAACUAAGAAUGACAUUUUAUUUACACAGUUUACAGCUGACACCUUUCACUGUUUUACCUUUAAAUGUCAGGGUGCCUUCUGUGUCUUCUGCUGUUCAAACCACCCAAGAUAACGCUGAAACUGCUUUUAUAGGGCUGAUUGUGUAUGUGCAGAGUGGUGACGUCUAUGUGUGUGGCAGAAAUCCCCUUAAUAAUGGCCUGUGAUUUGAGACCCUGGGGUUGCAGUCACUUUCGGUCAUCUAGUCUUUUCAUCGCUUGUUUGUUUACCUGUGUGUGAGAGAGAGAGGGAGUGAGAGAAUUGUGUAUGAAUGUUGUUUUUGUUUUACUUUUUUAUUCAGGAGAAUACUGAGGCUUAAUGAUGACAAUGUCAACACAAAGUUUAAUGAUUAAAUCCCCUGACCUAAA